Molecule: messenger RNA, 4998 nt
Organism: Diachasmimorpha longicaudata
Lineage: Eukaryota; Metazoa; Arthropoda; Insecta; Hymenoptera; Braconidae
Product: thyroid receptor-interacting protein 11-like
Exons: 10
Coding region: 205-4698 (1497 amino acids)
Biological process (GO): endoplasmic reticulum to Golgi vesicle-mediated transport; Golgi organization
Cellular component (GO): Golgi apparatus
Molecular function (GO): small GTPase binding
Source: RefSeq, a predicted model, not a curated record
CACGUUGCUGAAAUUGUGUUGGUGUGGAAAUCUGUGCAUGUGUCGUGAGGAAUUAUUGAGAAACAUAAAAUUAUUAUUUCCGUAUUACGUUUAAGCGUGACAAUUGUUUCUGCGGAGUAAUGAGGUAGUCCUUGGUGCAUAUGACGCUGAGAAAUUAUAAUUUGUGGGUAAAAUAAGUUUGUUCAUUGACUGUCGACGUGUAAAAUGGCGUGGUUUGGAGACGGUCUUUCUAGCCUAUCAAAUUUGAAGGGACAGAUUACUAAUUUCACGAAGGAAGUGCUCUCCGAGGGAAUUGUCGAAGAACUUGAUGAUCGAGAUAAGGAACUUGAAGAGACCAAUCGAAGAUGUGUUCAGCUGCAAGAGUUACUCAACUCGAGGGACGCCGAGAUUGCACUCCUCCGCCGACAGAAUAGCGAAUUGAAGAAAACGCUUGUUGAGUCCACCUCACAUGCACGAGAAUCGAAUGACAAUAGUCAGGACGAUGAGGGUGGAGGAUUUUUCUGGGAUCCACCGUCGAGUAAAAAUGGAGACACGAGGAACCAGAUGCGAGGACUCCAGGAGCAGAUCGCACAAGCCACCGUGAGGAUCAAAGAAUUGGAAGAAGAAGUGAAGCAAUAUCAAAAGAUGAAUUCCGUAGAGAAAAAAGAUGAAGGAUCAGGGAAUCACCAGAGAGGUGAAUUCGUACGUGUAAAGCAGGAUCUAGUGAAUCGAAUCAUCCAAAUUGGAGAGAAGGGAAAGGAGGCAGAGAGAACUAUGAAGAAGAUCCAGAUGGAUGAAGCAGUCUUCAUCAACGACUUUCGCGCCGCCAUAUCGAAGCUUGACUCUCACGAACAAGUGAAUUUAAUUCGGGGUGCCUUGAGUGCCCUUGAAAUGGAUAAUGGUGCCCGAGUGGAGGAAAAAUCUGACAUUGGGAAAAAAGUCCGUUCUGAGGAGCCGACGAAUGGUGUCAACAACCGUGAAUUAGAGCUUCGUAAAAAAAUUAAGAAGCUCCAAGAAGAUAAUAAGAACUUAUCUACCAGUAUCGAAGAGCUCGAUCAGCAGCAUGCCCAGUCGAUCGAGAAAGUCCUGGGUCUUAAGGAUGAACUCCAGCAGAAGCACCAGUGCCUCCAGGCAGCUUACGAGACGCUUUACGUAGACUACAACAAACUGCAGGACCAGAUGUCCCUCCUGGACCCCAAACAAGCCUCUCUGGAGGAGAAACAAGUACAAGCAGACCUUCCAGGCCGACAAGAGCAAUUAUCCCUCCUAGACUGUCAAAAGGCAUCCCUCGAGGAAAAGUUAGUACAAACAGAUUGUGCUGCCCCACAAGAGCUUUUCCAAACUGAGGAGAAGUCUAUCCAGACUGAGGAGAAUGUUGCAGUUCAUCAAGACCUCCCUCAGAUCACCGAGAAAGUCAAAGGAAUCUUGAAAAAUUCUACCCUCAAAAUUUCAGAGGGCGAAACUCUGUUCGAGGCCCUCGCGAACCAGUUCAUAGAAGUCCAGUGGAAGAGAGACAUGCUGGAACGAAGGAUUCCAGACUUGACUAGAGAAUUGAAUCAAGCAUGUGAGAUGCGUGAUGCCCUCCAGAUUGACUGCGACGAUCUCCAGACAACAAUAGAGGCUCUGGAGUCUGAAAUUCAACACAUGAAGUUAAACUUACCGUCCAUCCCUGAAGCCAGUGAGGAGCGAGUUGCCUCCCUGGAAACAGAAACCGAAUCAAUGAGUGAGGAAAUCAAACGUCUGCAGUCAGAGAAUGACCUUCUUCGUCAAAAGCAUACAGGCUUGAUAACAACAUUGACAACGUUGGAAGGAUCACUUCGAAACCAGGAGAAUUUGGAAGCAGAAGUGAGAAAUACGAAGCAACAGCUGGAGAUUGCUCAACAGCAGCUGGCAGGGGCUUCCAAGAACGUUGAGAACAAUGAGAAUAUGAUGGAGGACCUCAGUCGACGUCUUCACGCCUCCUUGGAGGAGAAUAAUGACUUGAGGAAGCGCAUAGAUGCUCUAGAAAUUAGAGAAAAGCAGAUGCAGGAGCAGGUAAAUAUUUACUCUGAGAAAUGCAAAGGAUUGGACGACAAUAUUGACUUGAUCGAGGAGUUGAAGUUGGACAUUGGGAAUGCCCGGAAGGAGCUGAAGAUUUCCUUUGACAACAGUAAGAGACUAGAGAACGAGUUGAUCUGCGUCACUGAGGGGAAAAAAGAGAUUGAGAGGGACAUCAUCGCUCUCUCUCGGGAGAAGGAGCACCUGGAGACUGAGUUGGCUCUCAUCCGGGAAAAUGGCGUUCAGGAGGAUAAUUCCGAGGUUUUGAAGGACCUCAGGAGUCAACUGGAGGCUGCUGUUCGUGAAAAAGAUGAUUUGGAAUAUGACUUACUUAACAUGAGGAAGGAGUUAGAUUUGGCUCUGAGUGAUGUAUCCCAAAUGGAGACUACAUGUGCUACGUUGACCGAGGAAAAUCAGAGGCUUAUUAAGGAAAAUAAUAAUGUUUUUGAAGAGUUGGGCAGAGUCAAUGAAGAGUCCGCCGAGAGAAUCGAACUUCUUCAAAGUGAAAUGAAUUUACUGCAGCAAGAACACACUUUUUUGCAGGAAGAGGCAGCCGCUGAGAAGUCAGAACUUAGCGAGAUGAGGUCACAGCUCCAAGAACUAGAAUUCAAGAAUGGCGAAAUGGAAAAUAUCAUCCAACAGUCCAAGAGUGAAUUUAAAGAGCUGAAAAAUUGCUGCGAUGAUUUCCGUGAACGAGCAGACAAAAUUCAAGAUCUGGAGAAUGAAAUAGUACGUCUUUCAUCGGUCGAAGCGGAAUUGAAAUUGUCACAGAAUAAAUAUGAAAAAUCGCACACAGAACUUGCAGUUGCCCAGCUUCAAAAUGAAGCAUUAAUAGAAAAGCACAACGAUUUAUCCCACCAACUGACCGAGGUAUCUGAGACUAUGACUAAAUACAAAAUCAAAUCAGAAGACCAGGAAAAAGAAUUAGCGCUCCUGCGAUCUGAACUUUCAAAAAUGACAUUAAAAAUCUCAGACGAGGACACAGACAUCACAUCUGCCUUGGAGCAGAAAUCAUCAGAGCUAGAGCUCUUGAAAAUCGAAAAGAAUCAACUAAUAUCAGACUUGGACUCUGUGAAAGCCGAGUGCGAGGUUCUAAAGAGCAAUUCUCAUGAUUCAGCGUCAAUGGCAAAGGAAACAAUUGAGAAUUUGUCCCAAAUAAUUCAGCAGAAGGAACAGGAGCUGAAGACAAAAAUUCUGGAGAAAGAAAGUGACUUCAACGUAUUAAAAUCCGAACGAGACGAACUAGUGAAACUUGUUCAAGCAAAACACAACGAGAGUCUCCAAUACCAUGCAGAGAUUCAGAGGUUGACUCAAUUGUUCAACGAACAAUUGUCGACUCUUCAAACUUUCACGUCAGAACGUGAUACUUUGAAUGCAGGACUGAAAGAGAAAGAGGCUGAGCUGUUGUGGGCCCAGAACGAGCUUCAGGUUGUACGCCAACGACUGAAGAACUUCGAGGAGUCCAACAACUAUGGAGAGACUUGUAACAUCCCUGAACACUCGAGUCAAAUAUCUCAGACUGUAAUUUUAAAAGAAAAAUGUAAUGCACUGGAAGCAGCUCUUGUCAAGGAGCAGUCGAGCAAUAGAAUCCUCCAGAAUCAGUUGAAUGAGAGUCAAGGCAGAGAGGGUAGUGCUGCUAGGGAGCUCGAGAGGCUUAGGACUCAUUUGAUGGAGAUCGAGGCAAACUACACGGAGGAAGCACUCCUCAUGGAGCAGAGCAAGAAGGAGCUGGAGGGAAAACUGAAAGAGGCUGAGGAGAAGGUGAAGAACAGCUCGACUGUGUACACCUCUGCUAGCAUCCGGGCUAAUCAGCAGGUGGAGACACUCCAGCAGCAAAUGACGUUGAUUGUGCAGCAGAGGGAUGAUAUACAGAGUAAACUGUCGGCAGCCGAGGAUAAAGUUGCUGCGCAUACUGCUUCGUUGACUAAUCUGCAGAUUGUACUUGAACAAUUCCAAAGAGAAAAAGAAAACGAUAUUCGCAAUGCAACUGAAAGAAUUCGCCAGCAGUUGAACGCAUCGCACAAGAAACAGGAGGAAUUGAAUGCAGAUAUAUCCUUAUUGAAGGGUCAAUUGGCAGAGGCUAAGGAGUGCCUUCAAGCGGCUUCCCGACUGAGCGAGCAACUGGACAGAAAAAGUGAGAAAAUACAAGAACUCAGUCAAGAAGUCACAAAAUUGACGGAGUUAGUUAACACUGCGGAUGAGAGGAUUCAGGAGGCGAAUAAGAGUGGAGAGGGCAAAGUAGACAAAUCGUUGAUAAAAAAUCUCUUCCUGGGGUUCCUGUCAUCCCCUGCGUCUGAUAAAUCCGCGGUUCUCCGAGUGUUCAGCACAAUUCUAGACUUCAACGAGCACGAACGUGAAAAAGCCGGCCUAAAUCAUCCAGCAUCACAUGGUGGAUGGUUCUCAGGGUUAUUAUCCACCUCUGGGCCACCAACAAAGGACCAAGAGGCCUCACUGUCUCAAGCAUUCAUCCGAUUCCUUGAGAGUGAAUCGAAGCCCACCUCAGUGCCAGCCUUACCAGUCUCCAACACGUCCAUUUCCAGGCCUGGACAUAGCCGGCAACACUCAACUUCCUCCUCUCACUCUGGGCUUUUGCUCACCAAUGUCAACCUUCCGUCAUUCCCGGAUUUUGUGCCGUCAAGAAAUACAGGGUCCAUCCUCAAAGAGGUCCUUAAGGACAGCUGAUAUUAACACAUUCAUUCUAAUUAUUCAUGUAAAUACAACUACAUUAAUUAUUAUUUUCUUUCUAUCGUCAAAUUAUACUUCAAUGGAUUUAUUCAGAUCAUGGGAACGAAGUUCCGGCCAUGUUUCAUUGAUGAGUAUUUGGUUGCUUUUGUUAACUCGCAUUAGAUUACAAUGGGGUUUUAAAUAUUGUAUUAAAAUUAUUUGAGUUGUACUCAGGAAUAAAUUAGGUCCAGCGAUAUUUUUUGCUUGUAAAAAGGAGAUUUGUAUAUGAGUUGAGAAUAAACGAGAAACUGAAACGUA